Rhodofomes roseus is the source of this 873-nucleotide messenger RNA. RefSeq lists its product as uncharacterized. The record is from RefSeq and is a predicted model, not a curated record. The transcript has 5 exons. Bases 1 to 873 code for a protein of 290 amino acids. NCBI's taxonomy places the organism in Eukaryota, Fungi, Basidiomycota, Agaricomycetes, Polyporales, Fomitopsidaceae.
AUGCGCGAUGUAGCCCUCGACGAAAGCCUGUAUAGUCUCGACGAGGAGGAGAGUGCAUUCUUCAAAUCGCAGACCGGCAUAGAGGACGACGAGGCUCUCAAGUCACAUAUUCUCAGAGUCCAGAAGGAGGCUUACGAGGUCUGGCCGUUCCCGUGUAUCCGGCGUUUCUCCUUUACGAAGUUGAAGAUCUCGCGCCUUCCUGCCUACCCGCAGUUGGUGACUCUUGGAAGGCACCGCCCGGGUGCUAUCCUUCUCGACCUCGGAACCUGCUUUGGCAACGAUGUAAGGAAGGCCGUCGCAGACGGCUUCCCUGCACACAACACCAUCGGGUCUGACAUCGAGCCAGCAUUUUGGAGGCUUGGUCACGAGCUGUUCAAGUCAACUCCUGAGACCUUCCCAUCCACAUUCAUUGCGGGGGAUGUCUUUAACUCUGCCUUCCUGGAGACGCGUCAACCGCUCAAGGCUGUCCCAGAGGGUCCAACGCCUGCACUCGGGACGCUUGCGAGCCUGAACCCUCUUCAUGGACGCGUCUCCGCGAUUCACACUUCUGCCUUCUUCCACCUCUUCGAAGAAUCCAACCAGCACGAGCUCGCGCGUGCCGUCGCAGGGCUGCUGUCUCCAGAGCCCGGUUCGCUCAUCCUCGGCGUACAUGUCGCGGCGCCGGAGAAAGGUGUCCGUCGCUCGGAGGGAAGCGACAAGCCCUUCGAAAUCUUCUGUCACUCGCCAGAGAGCUGGACGGAGAUGUGGGACAAUAUCUUCGAGCCGGGGACAGUGAAGGUUGAGACGGAGCUCAAGGAAAUGGCUAACGGGGCGCAGAGGACAGGAAUAAACAUGCGAAUUUGGGAGAUGGCGUGGUCUGUGACAAGACUGUGA